Messenger RNA from Zeugodacus cucurbitae (melon fly), 509 nucleotides. RefSeq names its product acylphosphatase-2-like. NCBI's taxonomy places the organism in Eukaryota, Metazoa, Arthropoda, Insecta, Diptera, Tephritidae. Bases 92 to 388 code for a protein of 98 amino acids. The transcript has a single exon. The record is from RefSeq and is a predicted model, not a curated record.
UUCGAGGCAUCACACUUCAAUUCGAUUCAGUCAAAACAAUUUCAGUAUUUUCAUUGUUUUGGCAAAAAAAUAAAGCACAAAAUUUACAGUUAUGUCUAAAGAAGAAUUAUUUGCAUUCGAUUUCGAUCUUAAAGGUCAAUUUCCAAAAGAGGCCAUUAACAAAUUUCUGGAAACCCAAGUAAAUGUUCUUGGUCUACGCGGAUGGGCGAAAGAAGUCAAACCGGGACACAUAAAAGGACACAUUGAGGGCGUCUUACCAAAGCUGGACAAAUUUAAGAAGGUCAUGGAAGCAGCAGAGACCUUUGCGGUACAACUUUCAGAGACAGUAUUCACCGAGAUGAAGAAGAUUGAAAAAUACACAUCCGAAGCUUUUGAAGUAAAGAAAUAGUGUAUAAAAUGGGCGCUAUCAAUAAAAACCGUAGACGAAUCGAGGAUUAAACGUAGCAAAUAAAAUAAAUCAUCCCAAAGGAAGCAAUAAAACCAAAUAAAAGACAAUAAUACGUAUCAAA